AUGCUUCUGGUGAUGAAAUUAGGAUGUCAGUUGAGCGCUAUCAUACAAGUUCCAUUACAGUUGAUACUCUUUGCGAUGCAAAAGAAACGUUUGCAGUUUAUUAUUUUGGAAAUGGAGGCUUAUUAUCAGCGAGCUCAAGAAUAUGAAAAAAAAAUUUUCCAACAAUAUAUUGACAAAUGCAAACCGUUUUAUGGUAGUAUUCUUUGUUGGUUGGCAAUGACAGGUAUUAGCGUUAUACUCACGCCUUUAUUUUCAUCACAAUCGUUUCCGUGUGAAGCGGAGUAUCCAUUCGAUGUGCAACAUCAACCAUUGAAAACAAUUAUUUAUGCUCAUCAUAUAUUAAUUGCUUAUCAAAGUGUAAUCCAAGUUAGCACCAAUACCUUUCCUGCUCUUCUACUUUGGUUUGUAGCAGCUAGAUUUGAAAUUCUCUCCGUUCAGUUUCGUACAAUGACGAGUAUGAAGGAAUUGGUAAACUAUACGCGCAAACAUAGUUUAUUACUUAGAUAUGCAAAAGAAGUAUCUUGUGCAAUUCGUUAUAUAGCAUUAUUAUGCGUGACUUUUAGUACCGGUGCUGUAAUAUUUGGUUAUCUUACUUUUAUGAGUCGUCAACCAUGGACAGUGAAAUGGACGUUUCUUAUGAUAGCUUUUUGUGGUUUUGUGGAACUCUAUAUGUAUGCCUGGCCAGCUGAUAACGUAAUAAGUACGAGUAGCGGUAUAGCGUUUGCAAUUUACGAUUCAUUGUGGUACGAUGAUAAUCUGGCCAUGCAGAAAAUUUUAAUACAUAUCAUAUUAAGAAGUCAGCGUCCAGUCACCAUUUCAAUUCCAUGUGCAUUACCAAACUUGUCCAUGAACUAUUACGCAUCUUACAUCUCGACAGUUUUUUCAUAUAUGGCAUUUGUGCGUAUUAUGAUAGAUCAAGAAUAA
Molecule: messenger RNA, 924 nt
Organism: Trachymyrmex septentrionalis
Lineage: Eukaryota; Metazoa; Arthropoda; Insecta; Hymenoptera; Formicidae
Exons: 7
Coding region: 1-924 (307 amino acids)
Biological process (GO): detection of chemical stimulus involved in sensory perception of smell; sensory perception of smell
Cellular component (GO): plasma membrane
Molecular function (GO): olfactory receptor activity; odorant binding
Source: RefSeq, a predicted model, not a curated record